This is a messenger RNA of Prunus armeniaca (apricot), 249 nucleotides long. The record is from the annotation of a GenBank genome assembly. Lineage: Eukaryota; Viridiplantae; Streptophyta; Magnoliopsida; Rosales; Rosaceae.
AUGGCCCAAGAGUUAGGAAAUUUAGAACAGUCAAGACUCGACGCUUACAAUUCGAUGCAAGCUCAGGAACAUAUGGCGCCAAGGGUCUACAACAAAAAGGUCAAGCAAAAGACCUUCGCCGAGGGCGACCUGGUACGGCGCACCGUGCUUCCUAUUAUGACUAAAAACCCACGGAUAGGCGCGUUUUCGCCGAGCGGGAAGGGUCGUUCAUCAUCAAACGAGUUCUCAGCCGCGGCGCAUUCCAAUUAA